CUCCCUCCCCUUCUUAUUCCCACUCCCUCUGCCGUCCCUGAACCCAGCCCCUUCCCCCCUUCCUCCCUCCUUCAUCCAUCCCCGACGAAACCAACCAACCAACAAUGGAAGUUGCCGCGCCCAAGCAACUCCUCCCCAUGGCGCCGCGGGACCCCAACUCCCCGUCCUCCUCCACCUCCUCCUCCUCGCCGUCCUCCGCCGCGUCGCCCUCCCACCACCGCCCCAGCCCGCUGCCGCCGUCCCCGAGGCCCGUGCCGCGCACCAUCGACACCACCCCCUUCCCCACCACCUUCGUCCAGGCCGACACCGCCUCCUUCAAGCAGGUCGUCCAGAUGCUCACCGGCGCCGACAUGCCGCCGCCGGCGCCGUCCUUGCAGCCGCAGGCCCAGGCCCAGAGGCCCCCCGCGGCCGCCAACAGCAAGGCCGGCGCCCCGUGCCGGCCCAAGAAGCCGGCUUUCAAGCUCUACGAGCGCCGGAGCAGCAUGAAGAACCUCAAGAUGAUCGCGCCGCUCGCCAUGGCGGCCGCCGCGGGGGCGUCGCCGAGGAAGGCGCUGCCGGAGCUGCUGUCGCCCAGCGUGCUCGACUUCCCGUCGCUGGCGCUCAGCCCCGUCACGCCGCUGGUGUCCGACCCCUUCAACCGGUCCGCGUCGGCGUCCCCGGCGGAGCAGGAGGCGGCCGCGGAGCGCGCGGCCAUCGCGCGGAAGGGCUUCUUCCUGCACCCGUCGCCCCGGGGCGGCGCCGGCGAGCCCCCGCCGCGCCUGCUGCCGCUGUUCCCCGUCACCUCGCCCCGGAUGGCCUCCGCCUCGGCCGCCGCAGCACCGUCGUCGGAGUGAGCGAGUGAGCCGAUCCGCUCCGCCGCGUAGAGCAUGCGACGGCGGCGUACUAUUAAUCAAUUGUCCGGAGUAGCUCGUCCUCGGUGCUAGUAUGUUGUAAUUUUUGCUCGCUUGGUUGAGCGACGGCUCGCGAAGGAACGGAACGGAAAGGAUCACACUCUUUGAGCUCCUCCCCUGCCCUCUUCUGUUCUGUUCUUGGUGGAUCGGUGCUAAUUGUGCCUAAUUUACUCUCAGAAUUAA
Triticum aestivum (bread wheat) is the source of this 1073-nucleotide messenger RNA. Its product is annotated as VQ motif-containing protein 4. The coding region runs from base 105 to 833 and encodes 242 amino acids. NCBI's taxonomy places the organism in Eukaryota, Viridiplantae, Streptophyta, Magnoliopsida, Poales, Poaceae. The transcript has a single exon. The record is from RefSeq and is a predicted model, not a curated record.